AUGACUGAACAGAGUUCCGACUCUCCCCAGCCCGACCUAACUCCCAAAGAACAGGAGAUUAUCAAGACCUUCGCUGGCUGGAUCACGUUCAUGGAGUGCUUUGGUCUCAACCCUAAGGAUGAGGAUGACGUUGAUGAAGCAAUGGUUAUCCUCAAGAUUCUUGUCGUUCAUGAGGGGAAUAAGGAAAAUGUGAUUGCUGCAGUGCUCGAUGCGAGACAUGCGAGAGGGUCUUAG
Penicillium subrubescens is the source of this 234-nucleotide messenger RNA. RefSeq lists its product as uncharacterized. The coding region runs from base 1 to 234 and encodes 77 amino acids. The transcript has 2 exons. The record is from RefSeq and is a predicted model, not a curated record. NCBI's taxonomy places the organism in Eukaryota, Fungi, Ascomycota, Eurotiomycetes, Eurotiales, Aspergillaceae.